Molecule: messenger RNA, 1452 nt
Organism: Macrobrachium nipponense
Lineage: Eukaryota; Metazoa; Arthropoda; Malacostraca; Decapoda; Palaemonidae
Exons: 5
Coding region: 1-1452 (483 amino acids)
Source: RefSeq, a predicted model, not a curated record
AUGGUUGGGGGGAGAGGGGCUCUCGCCGUUUAUACACCAGCAGAGACGAGGGGCCGGGGCGUAAAGUCGACAGAGUGCCUGGCGGAGGUCGUCGAGGGCGCCCUCAAGAUCGGCCCGCCUCCCCCUUCCCCCCAACCAAACAAACCUCUCACGACUGUCCUCUCCUUCUCCUCCUCCUCCUCCUCCUCCUCUUCCUCCUCCUCCUCAUCCUCCUCCUCUUCCUCCUCUUCUUCUUCUUCUUCUUAUUCUUUUUCUUCCUCCUCCGCAUCCUCCUCUUUCUGGUCCUACUCCUGUUUGGCCUCCUCCUCCUCUUCCUCCUUCCCCUCGUCAUCUUCCUCCUCCCCCUCCAACUUUCCUCCUGAGGAGGAGGAGGAGGAGGAGGAGGAGGAAGAGGAGGAGAUAGGGGAGAGGGUGGGGAGGUCUCUGUGUCUCUCCCUCGCGGCCAUAAAGUGCGCUUUUACGAUCGUCAGUAGAACCAGCGUCGACCACCACGUCAAUAACAGUCAACGCCUCUCCUUCGUCAGCCCCGCCCCCUCACCCCUAAAUCCCGCCCCUUUCCCUUCAAACUCCACCCCUCACCCUAAGCCCCACCCUCAUUCCCUCCAAACCCCACCUCCAUUCCCUCCAAACACCACCCCCAUCCCUUCUAAACCCUACCCCUCUCCGUCCAAACCCCACCUCCAUCCCCUCCAAACCCACCUCCAUCCCCUCAAACAUCCCCCAUCUCCAUCUAAGCCCCACCCCCUGCCACUCCAAACCCCACCCCAUUCCACCAAACCCCACCUCCAUCCCCUCCAAAUCCCAGCCCCUCUCCUCCAAACCUCACCUCCAUCCACUCCAAACCCGACCCCUCUCCCGUCCAAACCCCACCCAUUCCACCAUACCCCACCCCAUCCCCCUCCAAAACGACUCUUACCACAAAAACCACCCCACUUCUCUAAACUCCACUCCUCCCCUCCAAAACCUCACCUCCAUCCACUCCAAACUCCGACCCUCUCCGUCCAAGAACCCCACCCCAUUCCACCAUACCCCCCCCCCAUCCCCUCCAGACGAAUCUUCACACAACCCACCCAAUCUCUAAACCCCACUCCUCCCCUCCAAAUCCCACCCCCUUCCCCAAAUUUCAAACGUCCCCCUUCAAACACACAUUUCUCCCUCCAAAACCACCCCACUUCUCUAAAACCCACCCCCUCCCCACCUGCCUUCUCUACAGACCCAAAAAGAACGCUCUCUUUCUCCUACUCCUCUUCCUCCCCUUCCUCCUCCUCCUCUACCUCUUCCUCUUCCUCCUCCCCAUCCUCCUUCCUCUCCUCCUCCUCCUUUUUCCCAUCUUCCUUCCCUUCCUCCUCCUCUUCCUCAUCCCUUCCCCACCUCCAUCUCUUCUCGCUUCUUCCCAAAUCCAUCCUGACAUCUGUCACCGCUGUGGUAAUUGGCAUAAUUAUUGGCCACUAG